Clonostachys rhizophaga is the source of this 1797-nucleotide messenger RNA. The record is from the annotation of a GenBank genome assembly. Lineage: Eukaryota; Fungi; Ascomycota; Sordariomycetes; Hypocreales; Bionectriaceae.
AUGGAGAUCCCUGCCGAGAUUGAACUGCCACCCAAACCGCCUGUAGUACCGCCCAAGACACUACGCGACAGAUUCACACACCGGCUUCCGACAUAUACUGGACCCUACAAUGUUGGUUAUAUGGACAUUGAAGUCCCGGCUCGGGACCCCCGGCCUGUCUCUGAACUGAGACGGCACGGAAAGCCUGUUAUUCGUCUGGACACCGUCCUGAUGGGCAUCUACUAUCCUUCUGAGCUGCGGAAGGACCUUAAGACGCCAGAUGGUCGAAAUACCCUCCACCGAGUGAAUUGGAUGCCCCGGCCACGGAUCGCUACGGCCAAGGGGUAUGCCAAAUGGAUGAAUUUGCCUUGGCUCCCAGUAGCUGGUUAUCUUGCCUCUACUUCUCUCUUCACCAAACUGCCCGCGUUUCGAAAUGCCAAGGUUGCAGACUAUUGGCCCGACCGCAAUAGGAGCAGCGAAGACUCCAAGCAGGGAGAAGAUCAAAAAGACACCGACAAGCCCACGUUUCCCGUCAUCAUUUUCUCCCAUGGGCUGGGAGGCUCAAGAUUAUGUUAUAGUACGAUCUGCGGAGAGCUUGCAAGUUUGGGUUUUGUCGUUGUAGCUGUGGAACACAGAGAUGGAAGUGGCGCGCGCACAUAUGUCAGCUUGCCGGGCGAUAUCGAGGCCAACGAGAUAGAAUCCUCGACAGCCGUUCUUUACAACCACAGCGACGACACAUCUCCGGGUGGAGAGCGCAAGCAUGUUCGGAGGCAAAGGAAGAAGGAGUUGAACCCAUAUUAUGUUGUCGACUACAUCUUGCCCAAAGACAAUGCUCAAGACACAGCACCUCACAACCCCCGAGGGGUAGACCGGAAGCUGCGAUCAGCUCAGAUCCAACUCCGCCUUGAGGAGAUCAAGGAAGCGUUCCACGUUCUGGGGAUGAUCAAUGGAGGGCAAGGAGACGCAGUCGCAGCCAUGAACCUUCGGAAAAAGGGAAAUAUCGGAUCGAGCUCGAUAGGACUGACUGGUGUUCAGUGGGACACCUGGAAAGGCCGGGUGUUCCUCAAGAAUGUCACAGUCAUGGGCCAUUCCUUUGGGGGCGCAACAACUGUCCAAGUACUCCGGGAUGACUCACUAUCAUGGGUUGGGCAAGGCAUAGUCCUAGACAUUUGGGGCCAAGGGACCCCGCCAGGAGGAGAAACGCCGCACAAUACGGUUAAAAAGCCUCUGCUCUCCAUUUCAUCUGAGGCAUUCAUGCAUUGGAGAGCGAACUUUGAGCGAGUUGUGGACAUCUGUAAUGAAACUCGUGGAUCCGGGGCCCUCUGCUGGAUGAUGACUAUUGUUGGCUCAACGCAUCUGACGAUGUCUGAUUUUGCUAUCCUCUACCCUCACUGGAUGUCUCUCUUCACAAAAACAAUGGUCAACCCGAUCCGGGCUCUGUUUCUUUGUGUCUCGCCAUCACUUGAAUUUCUCAAAAUCGUGCUUCCCUCCGAGCAGACAGAGCAUACCGCUUGGCCUAAUGAUGAGAAGCUUCUCAUCUCGGAAGACCCUCCAUCGGAACCAGAAGAGGUCUUGCUGCCAGAUCAUGCCCCCGAACACAAGUGGGUAGCUAUGAGGCUGCGAAUUCAGAAUGAGUUUUGGGUGAGGCUCCGGGCAUGGUGUCGAGUUCUCAAACGCAGGAUACUCCGUCAGGCUUCGGAUGAAGUUGAAUUCAUUAAAGGUCUCCAAGACCUAAGUGCGCACACGGAAGAGAUGUGGACUCAUAUUUGUCCUAGCCCCGGGGAUGUCGAGCGAUAUUCAGGGCGAGUAAAGUCUUGA